Molecule: messenger RNA, 1699 nt
Organism: Capsicum annuum
Lineage: Eukaryota; Viridiplantae; Streptophyta; Magnoliopsida; Solanales; Solanaceae
Product: UDP-glycosyltransferase 74E2
Exons: 2
Coding region: 228-1589 (453 amino acids)
Molecular function (GO): UDP-glycosyltransferase activity
Source: RefSeq, a predicted model, not a curated record
UUUUUCAACAAAUGUACUAAAUCAAAUGUGACAAGGCGAAGGCAAAGUGAACGGAAAAGAAGACAAAUUUGAUUUCACUUUGUUAUGGUAGACUUGGUCAACCUCCCUCUUAUGUAAGAGAGCAUCUUUUUCCCUAAUUCUUAUCCAAAAACUUUGCGUCUUCUUUUCUUGAUUAAACGACUUCUGCUAAAGUUACAAAGCAACUAAGAGUAAAUUACUGCAAAAAAAUGGAAGAAAUACCCAACAAAUCUCAUGUUUUAGUUCUUCCGUUUCCAGUACAAGGUCACAUAAAUCCAAUGAUACAAUUUUCCAAAAGAUUAGCAUCAAAAGGAUCAAUUAAGGUAACAUUAAUUACCAUAGACUCUAUCAGCAAAUCCAUGCCAAUGUUGGAAUAUGGUUCAAUCAAGAUUCAUUCCAUUCCAUCUAAUGACUCUCCUCCUGAAAGUUAUGAUCAUUUUCUUGAAUGGUUUCGUUCAUUGGUUUGCAAAACAUUGACAACAAUUGUUGAGACAUUAUCUGAUACUGAUCAUGAGUAUCCUGUGAAAGUUAUUGUAUUCGAUUCGAUUACAACAUGGGCUAUUGAUCUUGCACAUGAGUUAGGACUUAAAGGGGCAGCUUUUUUUACCCAAUCUUGUGCACUUAGUGUGAUAUAUUAUCAUAUGGAUCCUGAAAGAACUGAAGUUUGUUAUGAUGGAUGUGGGAAUGUGUGUUUGCCUUCACUUCCUUUGUUGGAAAAACAAGAUUUGCCUUCGUUUGUGAGUCAGAGUUAUUUGUAUCCAUCUCUUAGUAAACUUGUGUUCAGUAGGAAUGUUAAUUUCAAGAAAGCAGAUUGGCUUUUGUUCAACUCAUUUGAUGUGUUGGAGAAGGAGGUGAUCGACUGGCUAAGGACCCAAUGUCGAAUCAAAACCAUCGGACCAAUUAUUCCGUCAAUGUAUCUUGACACGCGACUAAAAGAUGACAAAGAAUACGGUUUGAGUCUCUUCAAACCUAACAGUGAAACUUGUAUGAAGUGGCUAGAUUUGAGGGAAAUUGGCUCUGUUGUUUAUGUAUCAUUCGGAAGUUUAGCCAGUCUUGGCGAACAACAAAUGGAGGAACUAGCUUUCGGAUUGCUAAUGACCGAUUGCUAUUUCUUGUGGGUUGUUAGAGCUACUGAAGAGAACAAACUCCCAAAGGAAUUUAUGUCCAAGGCAAAAGAGAAAUGCCUAAUUGUGAAUUGGUGCCCGCAGCUUGACGUCUUGGCUCAUCGAGCAGUUGGUUGUUUCUUUACUCAUUGUGGAUGGAAUUCGACCCUUGAAGCAUUGAGUUUGGGAGUGCCAAUGGUAGCCAUGCCCCAGUGGUCAGAUCAACCAACUAAUGCGAAAUUUAUUUGUGAUGUGUGGCAAACAGGAGUUCGUGUUAAGGCCGGAGAAAAUGGUGUAAUUACAAGAGAAGAAGUAGCACGUUCCAUAAGGCAAGUGAUGGAGGAAGAGAAAGGUGUAACGCUUAAAGAGAAUGCAAGUAAAUGGAAACAAUUAGCUAAGGAAGCAGUAGAUGACGGAGGGAGUUCUGAUAAGAAUAUUGAAGAAUUUCUCAAAUUUGUAAUGCACUAGACUGAGUACUAAAUAUAUUUGACAGUUCAUGUGUUUGUAGGUAAGUGUUUCACACCCUCUAGUUUGUAUCUUGGUUCAUGUGCUUCGAUAUAGUCUCUUCUUCUUCUUCA